UCAGCCUGAGUUACUAAUCCUGUGUUUUUCAUCCCCACCCAAGCAAUCUGCUGUUGUAUGUUUCAGGUUUUCCAUGGGUGAACAAGCACGCUAGCAGCUUAGACUGCUGCCCUAGUGACAAUCCUAAGGUGUCUACGAAGAUUAACCUGUAAGAUAUAUUUUUCUCCUGUGCUCAGGAGGGCUUACCUGUCAGCCUUACCUUUCUGUGCAAUCCAAGAGACCUGUUUGCUACCAUUCUCUCUGUCUGUAGAAAUACCGUGCUUCGAAAACCUUUCUGCAGAGCAGCUUGGAUAUUUAAGGAUUGCAAUCUAAACCGUUCAUGUAUCCCGGUCUGUGUACAGGUAAUCUCAAUGCGGAGGGCUCUGUGAAAAUUAGUUUCAGAAAACAAUGACCUGACGAAGAGAGAAAGCUCAUUUCUCAAGUAUCUGGACAUGAAAACCGCAGGUUGCCUUGUGUAAGAAAGAGACACAAUGUCACAGAUUGUCAGUGUGAGCAAUAAACGUCACAGUCUAAACCUGCAGGGAGUGGAUCCAGAGACAUGCACCAUAGUGUUCAAGAACCACUGGGUCCAGGUUCAACGUAUUUUAGAGAAACAUGAUCCAUUCAAGAAUUCACAAAUCAAGUUUGGAGCAAUUUCUUCAGAUGAAAUCAGCGCUGUACAGAACUACGUGGAGCACAUGUUACUACUAUUAAUUGAGGAGCAGGUAAAAGAUGCAGCUAUGGGUCCUAUCUUGGAGUUUGUGGUUUCAGAAAAUAUCAUGGAGAAACUGUUCCUCUGGAGUCUCAGGAGGGAAUUUUCAGACGAGACAAAAUUUGAACAGCUGAAGAUGUAUGAAUUACUUGUUACGCAAUCUCAUCAACCCUUGUUACAUCACAAGCCCAUCUUAAAGCCUUUGAUGAUGCUAUUGAGUACUUGCUCUGGUACAUUAAGUUCAAACGUUGAAAUGGAACUGGUCGUCCUUCUCAACCAGCUCUGUUCAAUACUUGCCAAAGAUCCGUCUAUCUUGGAAUUGUUUUUUCACACCAGCGAAGAUCAAGGAGCUGCCAAUUUUCUUAUCUUCUCCCUGCUCAUUCCAUUCAUUCAUCGAGAAGGAACAGUAGGCCAGCAAGCCCGAGAUGCCUUGCUUUUCAUCAUGUCCCUUUCUGCUGAGAAUAUUGUUGUGGCUAAACACAUAGUGGAGAGCACUUUCUUCUGCCCAGUGCUGGCUACGGGGCUCAGUGGCCUGUAUUCCACCUUGCCCACAAAGCUGGAGCCUAAAGGAGAAGAAUGGAAUUCUCUCAUUAAAGCAGACUGGGUCCAGAUUCCUGCCUUAAUACAAUUCCUUAAUUCACUGGAGUUCUGCAAUGCAGUCAUACAGGUGGCUCAUCCUCUUAUACGUGUCCAGCUUGUAGACUAUAUUUACAAUGGCUUUUUGUUACCUGUGAUGGCUCCUGCAUUGCACAAGGUAACAGUGGAGGAAGUGAUGACAACUACUGCUUAUCUCGAUCUUUUUGUACGCAGUGUAUCAGAACCAACAUUACUCAAGAAUUUUCUUCGUUUUUUACUAAUGCACCAGCAUGAACAAGUCCACAUUCUGGAUACUCUGGUUAGCCGGAUCAACACUCCAUUUCGGCUUUGUGUGGUGUCCUUGGCAUUGUUCCGAACUCUUAUUGGUUUACAUUGUGAAGAUGUCAUGCUGCAACUCAUUUUAAGAUAUUUAAUCCCCUGUAACCAUAUGAUGGUCAGUCAGCGACAGGCUGUGAAGGAAAGGGAUUGCUAUUCUGCUUCUGCUGCUCGAUUUUUAGCCUUAACUCCAGAAUGCUGUUCUAUUAAUAAUUCCAUCAACUCUGGAAGCAGGGAAAAAAAUGACGCCCUUUUAUCAAAAUUCAGACACAAAACAGAUCCUGGUGCAUCUAAGGAAAUCUCUCAUGAAAGAGAGUCUACAAUUACUGAGGCACUCGAGGAGGACGUAGAUGCCAGCUAUCUUGAUUACCUAUGGGAGGCUCAUCAUAAUAUCCUUAAAUGUGUAGAGGACUGUAAAGUCUGGUCAGCCCCAUAUGAUGGACUAAACCCUGAUCCCGACUCCUCUCUUCAGGCCUUGCUUGAGAAUAAUUUAAGGAGAGGAGAGUUCCCCACAUUCAGGCGUGCUAAUAGAACAAACACGGGUUCCUUAUCAGAGACUAUGUCUUUGAGUGAAAGGACUCAGAUGGAUCUUGAAUGGGAUGACAGUUAUGAUACGGGGAUGUCUCCAGACUCAGGAAAUUGUUCGCCACAGCCUCCAGUGGAAGUCAGUGAUACUGCUUUACCUCCAGAACCCCCACUCCACAUUCAAGAGAUGAAAAGAAACGCUAUUAUGUUUGUUAAAGGGUCUUACAUUGAGGAUUCAGAUUUCCAGGAUGAUGUGAUGGUUUAUAGAUUAUGCGCUCAAAAAGAUGCCCAAGACACUAAUAUGCAAUUGGAAGAAGAUAAAGAUGCAUCAACAGAAGCACCUAUACAUGCACCCAAAAAGAACGAUCAACAUUCUCAGGGUCAUAAAGAAGAUCAAAUCAAUGCAAACAAUAAAAAAAACUCAAGUUUAAAUCAAGAAACUCAAAAUAAACUUGUAAAUCAAAAAAAUGAUAAAAAAGAGUUACCAAAGCUAGAACUUCAGCUUUCUUCCAGAGCGGAAUUUAAAUCUAAUGAGAAGAUAUUAAGUCCAGAUAGCGAGGAUUUCAUUGCCCGAUGUGAUGAGAUAAUAAAGGAUAUGAACCCAGCUCCACUGGAAGAAUGCAGCUCUCUAGUACCCAGCCUAGUCUCCCCAAUAGAAGACGAUGAAGAUGAGUUUGAAAAAUAUUCAAUGGGAACACCAUCAUCGGAAAGGGUACCAUCGCCCUUUGAGCCAAAAGAUCUCACUGUCUUUUCUAGCUACUCACCCAGGUCCCAGGCAAUACCCUUUACAGGACCAUUUAUCAGUGUAGUGCUAUCAAAAUUAGAGAAUAUGCUUGACAAUUCCUUGCAUGUAAACUUGUUGUUAAUUGGCAUAGUUACACAAUUGGCAACCUACCCACAGCCUCUCAUCCAGUCCUUUCUACUGAACACCAACAUGGUUUUCCAGCCCAGCGUACGGUCUCUAUACCAGGUUCUGGCCUCUGUCAAACAAAAAAUUGAACAAUUUGCUGCCAGGGAGCAGAAUUUCCCAUUGUUACUUACAGAAGCUCAACAAUACUUGUUUACUCGCAUGGAUAUAUCUUGUCAGCCUGUGGAGACAUUAACCAAAGAUCAUGCACUGACAACCAUGGGAGGAGAGACAAAAUCUAUAAACUCAGAGGUUUCACAAACUGUACAGCAAAAGAAUAAGGAACACCGAUCAAAGCCUUCACUCACUCUUUCUGGAGCACCUGAACCCACUAGGAAUGCUGUUCUCGCUGCUGUUCUUUUUCCAGAAUUCCUGAAGGAACUUGCAGCACUGGCCCAGGAACAUUCCAUUUUAUACAUGGCUGGUGACUAUUUUAGGCACUAGUCACUUUUAUUAUGCGGUUUAUAAACUAUAUUUUAAAGAAAACGUUUCCAUUUUUUUCCAUUAUAUUGGGCAGCACAUUUACUGCAAGCUGGUUGGUUGCAAGUACUUGAUACCUGUAAUACUUGAUAAACAAAAUAGGCUGUCUAAUUCCAUUUUCUUGGGGCGGGUAUUAUUUGUAUGUUGCUAAAAUGUUUGAUAUGUCCUUUCCUCUUGGGCCUUAGUUUUUUUGUAUAUUUGUAUUUACAGUAAGAAAUUUGAAUAGCCAUUCAAUGCUGAUAAAUUUCAGUUCAUUUUAUUACAUGCAGAACAGUUCAUUUGUUGUCUUUGUUGGAUUCUGCAUAUGC
This is a messenger RNA of Pelobates fuscus (common spadefoot toad), 3823 nucleotides long. RefSeq names its product FHF complex subunit HOOK interacting protein 1A (gene FHIP1A). The transcript has 12 exons. The record is from RefSeq and is a predicted model, not a curated record. The coding region runs from base 471 to 3479 and encodes 1002 amino acids. NCBI's taxonomy places the organism in Eukaryota, Metazoa, Chordata, Amphibia, Anura, Pelobatidae.